Messenger RNA from Volvox carteri f. nagariensis, 926 nucleotides. RefSeq lists its product as uncharacterized. The transcript is spliced from 6 exons. Bases 1 to 582 code for a protein of 193 amino acids. The record is from RefSeq and is a predicted model, not a curated record. Lineage: Eukaryota; Viridiplantae; Chlorophyta; Chlorophyceae; Chlamydomonadales; Volvocaceae.
AUGCGCAUUCUAUCGGCCCAGCACCGCGGCUUUUGUGCCGUUGGCACUCAGCCCAAGCCCAUGAACCAUCUCCCAGCUACUACUAUAACUCGGCGCGUGCAUCCUCUGCUCCAUCCGACCACGUUCUGCACGUACCUGUGGCCGCGUACACAACGCUACAGCCUCAGCUGCAACGCUCACGCCCUGCAGCCGUCGACGCCACCGACGCAGUCCGCGUCCGCCGCUCCGGGCCUUGCCCGAACAAUCCUGGCCCAGCCCGGCAUCGAGGGUGAUCCGCUGGCGUUCUUGGAGCUUCGUGGCUGGCGGGUGGCCAUCGUAGAGAAGCGGCUGGUGCAGGGUCGCAACCAGGAGUGGAACAUCAGCUGGGGCGAGCUGGAGGUGUUGGUGGAGUUGGGGUUGCUUAGUCGUACGGAGCUACGCGAAGCGGUGGUUUCGGAGUUCAACCCCAUCCGGGUGGGCUUCCAGGGUGGCCAGCGCAGUGCUCCCCCGACGAUUGACAGGAUCGGGUGCCACUCCGCAGCCCCUCCAUCCGGGGGUGGCGCUGCAUUGAAUACACCACGAAGGGCUCUCAGGUCCCGCUAGAGCGAGUCCACAAGUCUCAGCUAGGGCAAAGUCAAAGGCUCUCUGAAACAACCCCCCAAAACACCACCAACGAAAACGGGAUUCGAAGGGAAAACAAACAAACAAAAAUUCGGUUAUGGCAGUCCCGGCAGGGGAGGGCUCCUGAUAUACCUAACAGGCCAACAAAAAUAAAACCUCCAAGAGAGAACGGCUAAGAGAGCUCGACACCACAAGACGUCUUGCAACCACCUUAAAACAACUGACCUCCACCACCUGUCCCUUCCUGGGCUGGUCCAGGGGAGAAGUAGCCUUAUAAAGAAAAGGGAUCCCGCACGAGCCUGAUCACCACUGCAGGGGCCCGGGAU